This is a messenger RNA of Ananas comosus (pineapple), 3204 nucleotides long. RefSeq names its product reticulon-like protein B18. The coding region runs from base 126 to 1370 and encodes 414 amino acids. The transcript has 8 exons. NCBI's taxonomy places the organism in Eukaryota, Viridiplantae, Streptophyta, Magnoliopsida, Poales, Bromeliaceae. The record is from RefSeq and is a predicted model, not a curated record.
CCACCAUAACCCCUAAAUCUCCUCCUCCUCGUCUCUCUCUCUCUCUCUCUCUCUCUCUCUCUCUCUCUCUCUCUCUCUCUCAACUCUUCUUCUUCUUCUUCUUCUUCUUCCUCCACCAACCCACCAUGGACGAGUCCCCCACCCCCUCCACUCCCCCUUACACUCGCUCCUCCCCUCCUCACUCAAAACCAAGAAGAUCCCCAAUCUCCCCGUCCCCACUCCACCUCGCCACCAACCACACCCGCCGCAGCCCCAUCUCCCUCCACGAGCUCCUCAUCCUCUCCCCCUCCCCCCACCGCCGCCCCCCGAGGGAGAGCCUCGACGCCCCCACCCCGACGCCUCGCCGGAGAGGGAAGGGCAGGGCGGCGGUCGCCGCCGCCGCCGCCGCCGCCGCCAAUGGGCUCAUCGGUUGCGCGUCGCCGAGGAACGCUCGAAGGGCUCGGCGCAGGCUUGAGAAGGAUAUUGCUAGAGAUGAGAGGGAAUUGGGCCAUGGGGGGGAGGAUGAGCUUGGGAGGGUGAGGAGGAGGAAGCAGAGCAGGACCAAGGUGGCGAUCAAAGAGAAGCUGGAUCUGGCGGCUUCGGCGCCUUCUCCGAUCCCGAGUCCAUUGCCCAAAGUAAUUUCUCACGACAAACAAAUAAAAGUAGAAGGUUUGUGGGAGAGGAUUUUGGAACUGAUAAUGUGGAAGAACGUCGCGAAAUCGUCUCUUUGGUUCGGUUUCGGGUCGAUGUUCUUCUUGUCGUCUUCAUUUUCCAAAGAUUUUAGCUUCAGCAUCAUCUCCGCAAUUUGUCACCUGGGUAUUCUGAUUUUGGGCUUGGCCUUCUUCAGAGAUUCUGUGCCCCAGAGGCAGCAGAUAAAAUGGGGAGGGAGCUUUGAGUUGAAAGAAGAAGAUAUCGUCCGCGCGGCCCGUGUAAUACUACCUAUUGCGAAUGCCGCCAUGUCGAAGAUUCGAGAGAUGUUCUCCGGUGAGCCAUCGAUGACUCUCAAAGUGUUACCUCUUCUUCUUUUCGGGGCCAAGUAUGGUCACCUGAUAACCUUUUGGAGGCUUUUAGCAGCAGGGUUUUUCUUGAGCUUCACUAUUCCGAAACUCUACACUUGCUACACAGAGCAGAUUCAUAGGAGAGUUGAGAAUGCAAGCAAUUGGGUGAUGGAAGCAUGGAAAUCAUGCCCGCGCAAGAGAUUUGUAGCCGCAUCGGCCGCAACAAUGUUAUGGAACUUGUUUAGUGUCAAGACUCGGAUUAUCGCAGCAUUUGUUUCUGUCGUGAUAUUACGUUACCACCAUCAACGACAAUCAAUCCGUAAGGAAGAAGAGAAUGGUGACACGGAAAUGGAAGAAGAGGAGCAGAAACAAGCCAUGGUGUUGGUUGAGUAAGCUUUGCAAAUGAUGCAACUUCUCUGAGCAAACUCCACAAAAAAGAUCGAGCACCUGAUGUUGGUCUUGCUUGGGCCUACAUAUCUGUAGUAAUGUGUGUAUCUACGAACCUAGACAUGAAUAAGAAGAAUAUCGGCAAUAGAGGCAUGAGAAUCCCUUCAAUUGCUUGAUUGCUUGAUUGCUUGAUUGCUUGAUUACAUGUAGCAGCAGCUGCACUGAGAUCUAGUUAAUGAUAUAGCUGUUUGAUUUCGUAUACAGCUUGAAAUAAUGUUGACUAGUUCUUUUUUCAUGAUAUUAUGUUGACUAGUUCUUUUUUCAUGAUAUUAUAGCUAGAGCUAAUCAAUUCAACUCCUAUCAGGGUUCCUGUCUUGGAUCUGCCAAUUCAAACCAAGUAUGAGGUGUGUUAAAGUAUAUAAACGCUAAAACGCCAUUCUUUAUAACUUAUGCUCGUAGAAAAGUCGGUUGUUUCAGAAAGCAAGUCGACUGUGCAGUUUGGUGACAGUGAACGAACAACCACGAAAUCCCUGAACUGCAGCCCCUGAUAACCCCAUGCCGAUUACCUUUGCUGUAAUUCCUGCCUCCCAACAACUCACGACGUUAAGAAAGCAUGCACCUAGUGCGUCUACAUAUACGUUCGUGCAUCACAACAUCUAUCAGCACUUCAUUUUAUCUCAUCCGUGCAUCCGUGCUAGAGCUAUCUACUAAGCUGUGCUACUUUUUGUCUCAUCUCAUCAUGUAUCUCGAAUUGUUGUACUCCUUUUUCUCUAACAAACUACUGGCCUUUAAAGACUUACAGGGAAACUCCGCACGUAUUCUCAUCGAAAAGCUUUUUACUCUAUUCAGCCUUGCAAACAGCUCCAAUCUCACUCACAUAAAUCAUGUUGGAUAUGGAACAGUAGAUUCUCUAAUGCCCUCUCUUAUGGCUUGAUGAUGAAAGGCAAACAUUGUGAUUCUUUAUUUUUGUUGGAAAAAUUAUUCUCUUUCUAAAAUCUUUAGUAAAAUAUCUUUAUAAACAAUUUUGAAUGAAAACAAUUUAACUUCAGUUUUAAAAACCUUAAGCAAAACUUAAAUAGUUAAUGCUAUGAAGAUUAAAAGAUCAGAUGAAGUCUGUGAGUCGAGGCAUGCGAAAGCACUGUCCUAGAAGCAAGAUUGCCCCUUCACGUACGAGGCUCCGGCAAUCACUCCUAGCGAUACAACGACCGCUGUCCACCCCGUACAACGACCGCUGUCCACCCCGUCGGCACGUCUUCAGGGAACUGUAUGAGCUUUCAAAGAUCCAGCAAAAAUGGCAAUGUAUAGUUCAGUGAUGAGAUGAUGUAAAGAUCAGUGUAAGAGAAGAUGAACAAGAGUAUGCAAGCUCGGGUUAAGGCUCACAAUGUAUAUGCACAAAUGCACCUCUCUUUAUAUAGGACAGGUUAUGGAAUGGUCCAACGGGAAUAUGGUCCAAGGAGGAUCUUUGACCAAGAUCUGGCACCUUCCCGAGAUGAGACCAAGACCAAAUCUGGACAAGAUCCAGAUUGAUCUCGUUAGGGUCCUUCCCGAGGUUGACGCGCGCCGCAGCCCGGCCCGGCUCGUGCCGUGCGUGUGUUUAGUCGAAAGCUUCACUCUCAUAUUCUCCCAAGUAAUAAAGGUGAGAGUAAGAGAGUAUAUAAAGUAUAACAACAUAUCUUUGCUUUCCAAUAUGGGACUAAACUCCUCAUGUAGAAACUAAGGCACAGGCUUCCAUGCAAGGCCCAUAGAGAGUUGGGCUGCCCAGGAAGCCCAUGGGCUAAAAUCAAGUUUUAAAUCACUAUUUUAAACAAUUAAAACUAACAAUUUUUGGUUUGUCAAUGCC